Molecule: messenger RNA, 543 nt
Organism: Phacochoerus africanus (Common warthog)
Lineage: Eukaryota; Metazoa; Chordata; Mammalia; Artiodactyla; Suidae
Gene: SPMIP3
Product: chromosome 12 C1orf100 homolog
Exons: 5
Coding region: 83-499 (138 amino acids)
Source: RefSeq, a predicted model, not a curated record
ACCUCACCGUUGUCCUCAGAGGGCUGCUUCUAAGAACAAAGACGUCUCUACCCACAGCAGCCCAAGCAGAGUUUUAUCCAUCAUGACUGCCAUCCGCCUACGAGAAUUUAUUGACCGCCGCCCAGGGAUCCCACCCAGUAUAUUCAUUGCUCAUCAAGGAAAGGACAUCCAUGGCUAUUACCCUGGGCAGCUCGCAAGACUCCACUCUGCUUAUAGUGUGAAGAGAUCUCCAAGACCUCUGAUAGACUUGGAGAUUCCGCCCAAGAGCAAAAAUCAGUAUCGGCCUCAAUUAGACCAACAAACUCUCAUUCAAUAUAUUUGUUCUCGAAGACAUGCGAAGCCUGCCGAACCGUGGCAUAAAGAAACUUCUUACCAAAGAGACUAUUCUCUGACGUUUUACAAGACUGAUUGGGACCAGAAGUUAGCCACAAUUUCAUCGGACCCUAGACCACUUAAUUCACUGCCAGAGCACUACUGUUGUGAAGAGAAGUGGCUUUGAAAGAAAGGCUCUUAAAUGAAAAUAACUGUGGCAUUUGAACAAAA